UGUUACACUUCUUGAGUUUGCAGUUGCAAACGCUGGCUAUAAAACGCUGUAAAUAAAAGGGAAGUUUAUAACCACAGCGCAAGCACGAUAUCAUACCUUCUCAAUGUACAGAGUACAGUAUAUCUAUCACACCGACCACGCGAAAACGGUUAUUUCAACGUUAGCUUGCCGUAUUUCCACUGGAAUCCUUGCUAAGACAGUUAGACUUAUACUGCCAUGAUUCACUUUCUGAUUUUUUCGCUGUCCGUUAUUCUUUGCCGAUCAGAAAGCCAUAUCAAAGCUGUCAAUCUCUUUGGAAAUCCAUAUCCAAACGAUACAAGAUGGCACCCACUGACCCAACCAUUAGCUGACCACGAGACGUUCACGGCGACGGUGAGUCUCUGCACAAACGGCUCGCAGUAUGACGUCUUCGACUCCAACCGUACAAGCGAUGACCGUGAAAUAGGAAAGCACCGUGUUUACGCGUAUUUCCUACGCGGCCAUGAGCCCCUGGCAUUCUAUGCGCGACCCAAGCGGGACAUCCCUGCAAUCCAGUACAAAGAAUUCCUAAACAUUCCCCAGUUUGUCGGUUUCCAUCGGGUUGCAUUGGCACAAAAUAACCUGAGCGUCCCGGAACUCGAAGAAGCUUUGGCAUACGCCUGGUCGCCCAGCUUCGAAAAUAGCAACUGGACCGCGAAGCGCGUCCAGAUCGUGAAAUUGGGCGACACAUGGGAUGAUUUUACUAUUGACGGGUCACCUCUUAUAACGGUCAACUACAUUCUGCCGGUAAAUAACCUUCCGUCUUCCGGAGAUUACCCGGCUCAGAAGCAGUCGUAUCUGGAGCUGCCGAAAAUUGUACCUCCUUCUAACGAAAUUUUCUGGCAACGGUUGAGAGAAAAGGGCUUAGCACCAAUUAAGGGGAAAAUUUUUAUCAACAACGUCCCUUCUGAUGCUUACCGGACAUUUUUUUACCUCAGGGCGGGAAACACUUCGACGUCAGGCGUUUUUAAUACUGACCAAUUACAGGCUGAUCUAAAGGCUAUAGUUCUGCGAAACAGAAUAGGGGCAGGGUGUGACGAGGAUGGAACCAGCAAUGUGCAACUGCAUUUUGCCCCGUUUGAACCGGCCAUAGCCAUCAACAGAUCUAAUGGCGCAUUUUCUGAAAUAAGCGUUCUGCCAUUUUCCUUUGUGGCGACCGUGAAGCAAAAGAUUUAUCAAGAAUUAAAUAUGGGUAUAACCAACCUGGAAAUCGAUGGCCGGGACCGCUAUUACAUAUACCACCCAGAUCCACAAAGCCGACAUUGGUACAACCUACCUUACCUGCCAAAAUUUCCGCUGAUGCGAAUGUAUUCCUUUCGAAUGUACACGGAUCGACCCAUGAGCAUCCAGCUGUUACCGGAACUGGAAGGACCAAUGACAGCCUGCCUCAAUGCCGACACGAAUUUGAGAGGAAGAGGCUUCGUGCAGGUGCGUCUGUGGAAUUUCGACCCGGAAGGGCUGACUAUCAACUUUUUCGUCUACUUCAACACCGGCAUAUUUGAAGAUAGGGCUAUCCUGGAUGGUCGACUGUCCUAUGCGCAGACCAUUUAUUCUAAAUUAGACGGGCUUAUCCUAGAUAAAAGGAGUUCCGAUGGCGAUUCUACCAGGAAUGUCUACAGGCUGAUGAGGGAGCCUCCGGCCGAUCGGGCACUGCUUAGACAUUCCGUUGUACGCCUUUGUCAACAAGAACUGGCGGUUAUCCCACAAUCAUACUGUCCCGUGACGGAAGAGUUUAUUCUGCCCAUUGAGUCAGCGGAAGGGUCGGCUUCGCGCUUCGAUGUAAAAGAUAGGGAUGGAUAUUAUAGUUCGAAAGAAAAGAUGCUGAAUUCCGAUCGCAUUAUGGCCGCAGUCCAACAAGCUUUUGCUGAAAUGAAUCCCUUAACGAUGGACGACAUCACACUGACCAUCACUUUAAAUGGACGUGACGACGACGUCCACACGGUUGACGGGAACGAUGCAUCGAGAUUUAAUUUCACCUUGUCGUAUCCGAAAAUGAACACCAGCGCUUACUGGAAGUUGUGGCGCUAUCCAACACAACAGGUCUUCAACAAGUAUCUCGACCGUGCAGGGGCCCGAAUCGCCACCACAUGGACAUAUUCGAUGCCUUUGACCAUGGACAAUCAGCUUUAACUUCUGAUGAACAGUUGUCAUGGUGGAUGAAAUGUCUCGCCAGUACAGAGUACCAUAGCAGUUCUGGUAUUACUGUCGGCAUAACUCUAAAAUUAAUGAUGGAUUUUAUGUGCCCACUGUUACUUUCACUUUUGCUCACGUCGAGAUCGAUCAGUAAAUUUAGCACUUUUACUCACGUACGUAAAUCACGGAAUCCGACCGGGCGAUUGCUUUACUGCAUGCGCACACUCACUGAACAGUUACACGAUUACCGUAUGCUACCGUGAUCUAUCUAAUACUACAGCUUAAGUUUUACUUAAAUCAUGUUCGUCUAUCACCACAUUUCUUCCGAAUUACUACUGGAUUU
This is a messenger RNA of Paramacrobiotus metropolitanus, 2494 nucleotides long. RefSeq lists its product as uncharacterized. The transcript is spliced from 8 exons. Lineage: Eukaryota; Metazoa; Tardigrada; Eutardigrada; Parachela; Macrobiotidae. The coding region runs from base 217 to 2148 and encodes 643 amino acids. The record is from RefSeq and is a predicted model, not a curated record.